Aegilops tauschii subsp. strangulata is the source of this 1125-nucleotide messenger RNA. The record is from RefSeq and is a predicted model, not a curated record. NCBI's taxonomy places the organism in Eukaryota, Viridiplantae, Streptophyta, Magnoliopsida, Poales, Poaceae.
AUGGAGGAGGAAAGUCAUGAUCGUGAUGGUGGCUCCGGCGACCGUGAUGAUAGCUUCGGUGACCGAACGGAGUCAGGAUCAGCUGUUGCAAAGUCCGGAAAGAUGGCAGAGCUAUUCAAGAGGUGGAAGAAUGAGUUGAAAGCAACGUAUGUCGACAAAGGGAAGACUCCAAAAUUCACCGGCCGAUUUGAGAAGAUAAGAGAUCACUGGCCCGCAUUUGUGGCCAACAAGACAUUGGAGAGGAGUAAGAAGAUGAAAACCAACGCAAGACGUAGCAAGCAGCCACGGCCGGCGCCGUCCACAGGACAAGGGCCCAUCCUGCAGGGCGAGGCCUCCCGGCCAGGCCCGCAGCAGGCGCCGGUCGGUGCGCCUUGGCAGAUAGGGGAGGCACAGGUUGCUGGCCCCGGCUCCCCGCCCAGUCCGUGGACCGCCGCGCCGUCGCUCUCCAGGCGCGCGGCCGCAGAUCCUUCCGAGCUGAGGCGCAUCGCGUCGGCCAAGCGGGGCGGCGACAACGCGCCGGUGAGCCAGCGCCGGCUGGAACGGAGCAUGACCGGUGCCGCGCGCGCGCUCAGGGGCCUCCAGUUCCUCGACCAGAGCGUGGUCACGCAGGGCAGCUGGCCCGAGGUAGAGAAGCGGUUUGACCGCCUCGCCGUCGACGGCCUGCUCCUCCGCUCGCGCUUCAGCAAGUGCAUUGGGAUGGUUGGAUCGGAGGAAUUCGCGGCGCAGAUGGUCGACGCCCUUACACAGCGAAGGGGGAUCGUUGCUCAGGUGCUGACCAAGGAUGAGCUGAGGGAGUUCUGGGAGCAGCUAUCAGAUUCAGGUUCUUGGUUGUCUCAGUUUGUUUCAACGCGUUCAGGUUCCGGGAGUAUAUCACAGAUAACAUUAAGUUCAGUUUGUUUCAACGCGUUCAGGUUCAGGGAGUAUAUCACAGAUAACAUUAGAUUCAGUUUGUUUCAACACAAGAGCAGUUGUUUAUGUCAGGUUUUGAUCUGUCAAGUUGUUGUUCUGUCAAGAUCAAAUUUCUGUGGCCAAAUGUUCAGAGACCAAAUGAUCUUAGACUUGCUCUUAAUUAUUGGAUCAUGAACUUGCAGUGAUAAACAUGAUAAACAAUACUAGGACCCCCAA